Molecule: messenger RNA, 2008 nt
Organism: Vollenhovia emeryi
Lineage: Eukaryota; Metazoa; Arthropoda; Insecta; Hymenoptera; Formicidae
Product: tRNA methyltransferase 10 homolog A
Exons: 6
Coding region: 311-1585 (424 amino acids)
Biological process (GO): tRNA N1-guanine methylation
Cellular component (GO): nucleus; nucleoplasm
Molecular function (GO): tRNA binding
Source: RefSeq, a predicted model, not a curated record
CCCGUCUCUGCUUUUAAUUACUUGACAUGGGACUUAAAAUUUCAACCUUUAAAUUCGGAAUUGGAGGUUGAGAUGUGAACGACACGUGACGAUUUGUGUGGAGCAAAAUUGACUCGAUAAAAAUAAGUCUCAGCUUGAAGCUGGCCGACGUUGCCGUGGAAAUAAUUGUCGGAUAAAUGCGAGUUAAAAGUUGUGCGCGUUCCCCAGAUAGAUAUUCGAAGGGAAGAAACAAAAGGAAGAAAAGGUGAACAAGUAGACUCGAGCGCGAUUCACGUGUUUCACGCCGGGGGAAAGUUAAUUACUUGACGAGAUGGACGACGUGAAUUCCCCGGAGGACAAUGCGAUUAUAGUCGCGGAUCAGUUGCCACCGACGAGUAUGAGCAAGCGUCAAUUGAAGAGAUUGCAGAAGGAGGAGAAGUGGCUGGAGAAAAGGGGCGCGAAGAGGUUACGGGAGAGGAUUAAGGCGAGGGAGAAGCGCGCGUACGCGCGUGCAAACAACUUGAGCCUAGGUCCGUCCAGGAAGCUUUUAAAGAGGAGCACCAUGGCGGCGAGUGCCUGCACGCUCACGGUGACCAUCGACUUGUCAUUCGAUGAGCUAAUGAUCGACAAGGACAUCGCUAAGCUGACGAAACAGAUAUUGAGGUGCUAUACCUUGAACAGAAGAGCCACGGCUCCCAUGCAAUUUUCCCUCACCAGUUUCAGCGGCAAGUCGCGAGCCAGUAUGGAGAAGCACAACGGAUAUCAGCACUGGGAUGUGAGCUUUCACACCGAGUCGUACAUAGACGUUUAUCCCAAAGACAAGAUCAUAUACCUAACGAGCGAGUCUAAAAACGUGAUAGAUUGUUUGGAGCACGAUUGCGUGUACGUCAUAGGUGGUCUCGUCGAUCACAAUGCACAUAAGGGUAUGUGUCACAAAUUAGCGGAGGAGGCGGGUAUCAAACACGGCCGACUGGCAUUAGACGAGUUCCUACAGAUGAAGGCGAGAAAAGUGUUGACUAUUGAUCACGUCUUUGAGAUACUGCUGAAAGUCUCGGAAGGCGAUACUUGGCAAAAGGCGUUUCUAAAAGUGUUGCCGGAAAGGAAGAACGCACGGCCGAUCGUUCCUGUGCAAUCCAAAGAGGAUAAGCUGCGAGACUUGAAACCUGUUGAUGUAAAUAAUGCAACGCCGAUUGAUACAAGUAAAGCAGAACCAGUCGAUGCAAAUAGUACGGUGACGAUUGAUGUAAAUAAUACAGUGGCGAUUGUUAAAGAUGUUUGCGCUGAGGAAAGCGAUAAUAGGCUCGAGGGCAAUGCAGACUCGAAGGUUCACUUUGUUUCGACGUCAAUCCUGUUUGCUAUUUCGCGAAUACUGCAGAGAUUGCCGGAAAUUAUUGCGCAAGGAGAGCGUGCACAUAAUAACAACAUUAUAUUUUUGUAUCGUCUGUCGUGUAUUUUCAAAUAUACGAGAUGCGUAGACAAGAGCAAGACGGCAAACACCAAUUAUAAACGGGCUACAAAAACGCGUCAGACUCGACAAACACUUCGUCAAUAUCUUCUCGCGCAUUUUGUUUUUUUACACAUCUCACAGACACAUGUUACAAUAUAAUACAUUCUUACAUAUCUAAAAUAUUUGUUUGCGCUACCGGAGUGCAGCUUUUAUUGAUCAUAUUAGGUACCUUUUGCGUCCUUACUGUCGUACAGCGCCAUUAAAAAUUGCUCAAUCGUAGCAAGUAGAUCAAACUGACUCUUCAGGUUAAAACGUUUGUACACAGGUGCAUAUUUAUUACAUUGCAAAUGUACAUACGCUUAUUUAUCGUUCAAGACAUUAAAUACAAUUACCAGUGGUAUCAUAUUGUACAUACAUAUGUAUCUACAGUCGAGUCCCCUUAUUCUCGGGUCUCCGCCUAUCUAUUCUUCGUUACUUCUUGUACAAAGGGAGAGUAGCGCAAGAUAAAAGCAGCAGAGAAGCAGGAGAAUACGGGCGUUCGACUGAAUUCGUCUAAAUAAAUAAAUUUUGCUUUCAUCUUCA